AUGUUUUAAAAAGUUGUUAUCUCAGAAUGGGAAAUGUUUGCAUGAUAUUACAUAACAUCAGAACAAGGACAUUUAAAUGACGUCACUGUUCUAUAAAAUAAUGUUACAUAACAAUUUGCUGUUUAGUCGAAUUCAGAUGACGGUGUUUUAGACCACACGAAACUAAGGCAAGGAGUUUUCAUCUUAGUUUGCUGUAAUUACACCUUCAAAAACUUUGUGGUUGAAAUGGCCCUCGACGGGAAGACAGCGCUCGUGACUGGGUUUGCUGGAGCCAUUGGAUCAACCAUCGCCAAGACCCUAGCGAAUGCCGGAUGUGACGUUAUUGGUAUAGAUAGAGUGAAACAAAAAAUUGCUCAAAAGUCCAUUGAUGAAAUCAAAGCUGGAAAUAGACAAGAUAUCAGUUACUUUGAAUGUGACCUUUUAAAGAAAGAAGAUGUCAAAAAAGUUUCUCUGGAAAUAAAGCCUACAUGUAAAGUUGACAUUAUAGUUAACGUAGCUGGCCGAUUAACGGUUGACAAAGUAGAAGAUAUGACAGCCGAGGACUGGGAUGAGGAUAUUGGAAUCAAUUUGACUGCUCCGUUUCUAGUUAUCAAGCAGUUUCUCGGUUCUAUGAAAGAGAAAGGUUGGGGCAGAAUAUUAAAUAUUUCAUCCACCUGUGGACUUGUGGCCCGGCCCUCAAUGUCAAGCUACGUUGCCUCAAAGACAGGAUUGGUUGGACUCACGAGGGCAGUGGCUCUCGAGUCAGCAGAAUUCGGUGUAACAUGUAACGCCAUUUGUCCUUCAACAGUUGAUACUCCUCUUGUAACGAAGAUGAUAAAAGAUUUUCAGAAGACUUCUACCAAAAGCUUUGACGAAAUAAAAGAGGAAUAUCUACAAUGUCUGCCUACAAAACGGUUCACAGAGGCUAGCCAGAUAGCUGAUUUGGUUGUAUUCCUUUGCUCCCCUGCUGGAAACAAUAUAACAGGCACAGCGAUACCUGUGGAUGGGGGCUACACAACAUCAUAAAAUCUAAAACAAAAAUGUUUGUCAAAGAUACUUCCAUUAUAAUCUAAACACAUCUUUAUUGUUAUGAUUUACGAAUGUGUCAAAUAAAAACUGUCUGUUCUCUUAA
Messenger RNA from Magallana angulata, 1111 nucleotides. RefSeq names its product D-beta-hydroxybutyrate dehydrogenase-like. The coding region runs from base 226 to 1005 and encodes 259 amino acids. Gene Ontology annotation, molecular function: oxidoreductase activity. The record is from RefSeq and is a predicted model, not a curated record. NCBI's taxonomy places the organism in Eukaryota, Metazoa, Mollusca, Bivalvia, Ostreida, Ostreidae. The transcript is spliced from 9 exons.